Liolophura sinensis is the source of this 1373-nucleotide messenger RNA. RefSeq lists its product as uncharacterized. The coding region runs from base 1 to 1017 and encodes 338 amino acids. The transcript is spliced from 6 exons. The record is from RefSeq and is a predicted model, not a curated record. Lineage: Eukaryota; Metazoa; Mollusca; Polyplacophora; Chitonida; Chitonidae.
AUGACAAAUGAGUCACCGCGCUUGUGUCCUAAAGCCUAUAAAAGAAAACGUCAGUACAACACGGAGUCUGCCAUCAUGGAGAUCCAAGUUGUGCUGUUCAGCGCUCUCCUGCUCACGAUCAGUGCUCAGUCGAUUGAUUUAAACGAGAUCACUUUCAGUGUUCUGGCACCCGAAGUGAAGAACCAAGCAGUAAUUUUCAUUCGGGAGGAUUUUGCGAAUACGAACGCCUCUUUGUCCGCCUUAAAAGAAAUCUACAGACCAUGCACUGAAUUGAUCAGUGAUCAGCUCCUCCAACAGUGUGUAAAUUGUAUCUCAGAAAAAUGCCAGAACAAAGCAAACGUGGACUGUACGGGAGAGCCACUGAAAACCCCCGUGUCCAUCGACAAGGAAGUGAUUGCCUGUGAUAUUUCACCGACAGGAUGUGGCGUAUUGGGAGUUGGCAAGAAAGCCGUAAAGGUUCAGGGUAAUGUAGGAAGGACGGUGAAAAAUGUCAUCAAAAAGGUCACCAGCGGCAUAAAGAUCAAACGUGGGAUACGGGUUAGGAUGCCAUUGAUUAGAGUUCGAGGGAUCCAAAUCUUUAGGCGCAGGAGACGACAGACUACAGAAUCGACAUGCGAAGAGAUAGCCACCAAUCCGGACGAGGCUUGCAAGUUCUUCUCCACUCAAUGCGAGGCUUGUGCCGACUUACGUGAUGCGGACGAACUACUACUAGUAGAGAGGUUUUGUGGUGUCGACGUCAAAACGGUUUACACUGAUCUUAAGACGCAGGAGAACAGAAUUGCUCGUCUGGGAGAUAUUUACGAUCUAUCAGACCCCAACGUCUUCAAUAUCACCAAGAUCCAGUACGACGCGUCCCAGUACGACGUCAACGUGCCCGGGUAUCACGGUGUCCGUGUACGAUACACACUGCUCGGCAAGUCCACCACGCUCGUUCUGAAGGAUCCGGUGAAUCUAUUGGAUCCAAAUAACGCCAUUCCCGUCAUGACCCAACUUUUGUAUGAAGAUCUUGUCCCAUAAAGCGCAAUCUGGGCAUCGUUAGUGGCUGUUUAAUACAUGUACGUCACGUGGAUAACAACGAGAUUUAUAUUCAUUACAUAAUAUAGGCCUUUUGUAAGAAGUUCUGCCAGUCUUAGGAAUGUAUUACUCCGUUAAUGACCUAUUAAUUACAGGUUAUAAGUAAUUCUGCUAGAUAUCUAUGAUUUCCGUAAUGAAUUUCAUGAGAAUUGUUUUGUUUUCAGCAUUUCGACAAGAUAUACCUUGCUUUGUCUCUGAUUUUUAGAACACCCAUGUGUGUUUUUCCAUCACAAAGAUUUAUGUAGCUAAACUUUUUCACGAGAGCCUUCUUGGAAAAUUACACAACAUAUAAAUACCUG